Galeopterus variegatus (Sunda flying lemur) is the source of this 1400-nucleotide messenger RNA. Its product is annotated as serpin B6-like. Lineage: Eukaryota; Metazoa; Chordata; Mammalia; Dermoptera; Cynocephalidae. Gene Ontology annotation, molecular function: serine-type endopeptidase inhibitor activity. Gene Ontology annotation, biological process: negative regulation of endopeptidase activity. The transcript is spliced from 7 exons. Gene Ontology annotation, cellular component: cytoplasm. The record is from RefSeq and is a predicted model, not a curated record. The coding region runs from base 118 to 1257 and encodes 379 amino acids.
UUCCCUGAACUUGCUGUGGGUCUCCCUGCCCGCGGGGCCUGGCCGGCGCUCAGGAGUUUGGCAAAUUCCCAGCACUUUGGGCGUCGCUGAGGCCUGGGAAGAUAAUCGCUUGCCAGCAUGGACCCUCUGUCGGAGACAAACGGCACCUUUGCCCUGAACGUCCUGAAGAUGCUUGGUGAGGACAGCUCGAAAAAUGUGUUCUUCUCGCCCAUAAGCAUCGCGUCUGCGCUGGCCAUGGUCCUCCUGGGGGCAAAGGGAAACACUGCGGCCCAGAUGGCCCAGGCACUUUCCUUAAGUAAAAGUGGAAACAGUGGCACUGGGGACAUCCACAAGGGCUUCCAGUUGCUUCUCGCCGAAGUGAACAGGACUGGCACGAAGUAUCUGCUUAGGACAGCCAACAGGCUCUUUGGGGAAAAGUCUUGUGAUUUCCUCUCAUCUUUUAAAGAUUCCUGCCGCAAAUUCUACCAAGCAGAGAUGGAAGAGCUUGACUUUAUGAAUGCUGCAGGGGAGUCCAGAAAGCACAUAAACACCUGGGUAGCCAAAAAGACAGAAGGUAAAAUUACAGAGUUGCUGUCUCCAGAUACCGUUAAUUCACUGACGAAUCUCAUUCUCGUGAACGCCAUCUACUUCAAAGGAAACUGGGAUAAGCAGUUUAACAAGGAGCAGACCAAGGAGAGACCCUUUAAAGUCAGCAAGAAUGAGGAGAAACCUGUGCAAAUGAUGUUUAAGAAAUCUACUUUUAAAAUGACCUAUAUAGGAGAAAUAUUCACCCAAAUUCUGGUGCUUCCCUAUGUGAGCAAAGAGCUGAAUAUGAUCAUCCUGCUUCCAGACGAGAACACCGACCUGAGGACGGUGGAAAAAGAACUGACUUAUGAGAAAUUCGUCGAGUGGACGAGGCCAGACAUGAUGGACGAAGAAGAGGUGGAAGUUUUCCUGCCGAGGUUUAAACUGGAGGAAAACUACGACUUGGAGGCUGUGCUGCGCCGCCUGGGCAUGACCGACGCCUUCGAGCCAACCAGGGCCGACUUCUCCGGGAUGUCGUCCAGGAGAGACCUGCACCUGUCCAAGGUCGUGCACAAGUCCUUUGUGGAGGUCAACGAGGAGGGCACUGAGGCGGCGGCCGCCACCGCAGGCAUCAUGUUGAUGCGGUGCCUCCGAGUCACCCCCAGGUUCUGCGCCGACCACCCCUUCCUGUUCUUCAUCCAGCACAGCACAACCAGCGGCAUCCUGUUCUGCGGCCGGCUGUCCUCUCCAUGAGCGGCUGGAGGUCGCUGUGGGCCACCUCCUCCUUCCUCCUGCCACCCCACUGUUCCUGACACUCCACAUGUGCCUGCAGCCCAAGUGACCUUACCUAUGUAGUGGUGACAGUUCAGAAAUAAAGAGCCGAGUGUGAAAUUCCA